Messenger RNA from Rhipicephalus microplus (southern cattle tick), 2024 nucleotides. RefSeq lists its product as uncharacterized. The record is from RefSeq and is a predicted model, not a curated record. NCBI's taxonomy places the organism in Eukaryota, Metazoa, Arthropoda, Arachnida, Ixodida, Ixodidae.
AGACAGUUACGGGUCGGCACCUUUCUUUUCUUUUCUUCUGAUAUAACCACAAUCUCUCAGUUAAAAAUACUUUUCCUCUUCUAACCGUCUUCCCUCUCCUCCUUUUUAUGCAACCCGCUUUGCUGCUCUCUCACCCCUUGUCCUCCUCGAGGUCGGUAUACACUCAAGUGCUGUCACCCCUUUCCCGCGGAGCGCAGAAAAGGCCGCAUUGCUGCAGACAGCGAGGACAAGAAAUUCGAAGAGGAGGCAAAAUCGGGAAGUUGUACGGAAAACUACGUAUAAGUUCCGCCUGGACGCGCCCUUCUUUUUGUACUCAAGAGACUACAUGGAGCAGGCAUGUGCCUUCGGUAGGGCCAUCUGCAAUGCCGAGAACAUCUUGGGUUUGAAUAUUGGAAAACGUCGAUCGCCUGCAAAAUCUACGUGAGUGGAACACGCGAACGCAAGAUGCUGCAAACAGGUUUCCUGAUGAACCAUCUCGUGCGGGUCGCUGCGUUCGCACCAUGCCGGCAGCUCCUCCUCUGGCGCUCCACACACAAAUCAGUGUCCCACAAAGAUUACCCGGUUUCCUGGUUUGCCGUUGCCAUGGCAAGAACUAACCGCGUGGCUUCGAAGGGCGCGGCGCGGGAUCCACGAUAUUACAAGCCCCAGCCCAGUGCGAGGCUAAUUCGACAACAGAUGCUUGGCUUGGAUUUACUUCCUUACAGGGAAAGGCACGUCAGGAUCACUACGUGCGGUGACCUAUACACGAAAUGGCGAGCCGAAGGUCGUCGGGGCUACGACCAGGCGCCAGAGACGGGCGCUCGCGUUCCCGUCCUGUACAUCCACACUGGGCUGGACCGCAUGGAGCGCGGCGAUUUCACGAAGCGACCACUAACCUUGAUGCUCACGGAACACUACGAGGACUACGGAAGAAACAUCCGAUUCCUCGACCAAAAUGGAGUCGACGUUCUCUGCUUGAACUGGCCUGACUAUGCCUUCACCUUGGAGACCGGCUACUGGUGGCACAGCUGCGAUGAGAAGACAAGACUAGUCGUCGAUUUUCUCAAGCAACUGAAGAUUAACAAAAUCGACGCGCUAGUCAGUCACGAUACAGGAAGUGCUCCCGCGUUGCAGGUGGCUGCAGAGGAGCCCAGCAUUGAUGUGAAGUCCUUGGCCCUGCUUGCGCCUGUCGCAACCCGACCCCUCGGGAGCUCCCGGAACCCUCUGCUCUUCAAUCCUGCUGUCAGGUGGGCAUCCAAGAGUCGACGUGGAGCACGCUUCAUGAUUUUCUUCUUCAGAGCUGUCAUGAUGUUGAGCAUGCACCGAGCCAUGGGCCUGCCAUGUGACGUCCUCUUCGCUUACCACUCGAGCAUCGGAUGCGACGAGCAUCGGGUUGAGCAGCAGUUGGCUACAAUUCGACACCGCAAGAUGCCGACGCUCGUGACUGUGGGCGGCGACGAUAGAUUCAUCUCGAAGAAGGACAACCGGCAACUGCUGAGGAAAUUGGGCUGCGACGCCACAGGGGUGUGUUUCUACGACGCUAAUGGGAACCUCAUCUCAAGUGAUGGUUGCGACGAGAUCGUGAAGGUAAUCGAGUUGAAGGAUGGAUCGCACACGUUGGCAAACUACCCGGACGUGUGCAACAAGGCUCUGCUCGAACUCAUCAACAGGGCGCAAAGACGUUAGUGCAAGCACAGAUAGUCAUGGUUCACAAGCGAACUCGUUUAGGCUGUUUUCUAAGAUAUCAACGUUGACAAGUGCAGGAUACAAUGCACAGCUAAGUGAUUCAUCUGGCAUGAUUGAUUAAUUAUGCAUAGUGACAUUGAUUCACCCCGUCAAAAGACUGUGUCUUUGAAGUAUAAAAUGGUUGAUGCCGUUAGCCAUUCGUGCUGUGAUCAAGCGUUGUCGAGCCUAGAGCCGGCUUCUCUUCGUAGGCUGUCACUGGUUUUGAAAAGUGUUUUCUCUGCUCUGACUGCCUAGGCGAGGCACGACUACUGACUUGCCCCAACUUUGCUAGGAAAUAAAUGUUACCGAAGUACAAAGAC